Trematomus bernacchii (emerald rockcod) is the source of this 2134-nucleotide messenger RNA. RefSeq names its product monoacylglycerol O-acyltransferase 2 (gene mogat2). The record is from RefSeq and is a predicted model, not a curated record. Gene Ontology annotation, biological process: diacylglycerol biosynthetic process; triglyceride biosynthetic process. The transcript has 6 exons. Gene Ontology annotation, cellular component: endoplasmic reticulum membrane. NCBI's taxonomy places the organism in Eukaryota, Metazoa, Chordata, Actinopteri, Perciformes, Nototheniidae. Gene Ontology annotation, molecular function: 2-acylglycerol O-acyltransferase activity; diacylglycerol O-acyltransferase activity. Bases 245 to 1261 code for a protein of 338 amino acids.
UCUUCUCUCUUCCACUGAGCUGUGGCAGUCCUCUUCCUCUGAGUUAUUCUUAAGGUCAUGUUUCCAGCAGCUCAAAAGUCAGAUACAGAUAUGGAUUGACAAAUCAAACCCUAUUUUGAGUGUGAGAUAAGGCAGUCAAUAUGAGGUGAUGGUGGAGAGGUGAGGAGGACAGACUUUGGACCCACUUCACUUCUUCGGCUUCUUCUCCACCGGCUGCAGCCUCGGUUUUUAUUUCUCUUCUCUCAUGAACAACAUGAAGGUUGAUUUUGCCCCCCUGGAAAUCCCCCUGCAGAGGAGACUGCAGACGGCUGCCGUGGCGCAGUGGGUCUUCUCCUUCAUUGGCCUGGCUCCCCUCUGCAUCUUCAUCUUCCUCUACCUGCUGUUCACUCGCUUCUGGCUGAUCAGCGUGCUGUACGCCGUCUGGUGGUUCUAUGACUAUGACACCCCAGCACGUGGGGGCCAGAGGGUGCCCUUCUUGUGUGGCCUCAAAAUGUGGGACUACAUGCGAGAUUAUUUCCCCGUCAAGUUGGUGAAGACAGCUGAUCUGGAUCCGAGGCACAACUACGUCCUGGGCUUCCACCCCCACGGCGUGCUGGUGGCGGGGGCCUUCACCAACUUCUGCACCUACGCCACGGGCUUCAGAGAGCUGUUUCCAGGCCUCACCAGCUACCUGCUCAUGUUGCCCCUUUGGUUCAGGGCCCCGUUCUUCAGGAACUACAUCAUGUGUGCAGGUCUGAUUCCUUCUGACAAAGAGAGUGCCAGCUAUCCGCUCCGCAAACGAGGAGGAGGCAAUGCUGUGGUAACAGCAGUGGGUGGGGCCCCAGAGGCCCUCGAUGCCCACCCUGGGACCUACAAUGUACUCUUGGCUCAAAAGAAAGGCUUCAUCAAAAUGGCGAUGGUACACGGUGCUCAUCUGGUGCCAGUCUUCUCUUUUGGAGAAAAUGAACUGUUUGAUCAAGUGGAAAACAAAAGAGGAACCUGGCUUCGAUGGAUACAGGAGCGGCUGCAAAGCAUCAUGGGUAUCUCCCUGCCUCUCUUCCAUGCACGUGGCAUAUUCCAGUACUCCUUUGGUCUCAUGCCCUACAGGAGACCCAUCCAUACAGUGGUUGGAAGGCCCAUUCAGGUUCAAAGGAACGAGAAGCCAGCUACCGAGGAACUGGAUGCCCUCCACCAGCUCUACAUGGACGAACUCAGCAAGCUGUUUGACGAGCACAAAGAAAACUACGGCGUGGACAAGGACACACACCUGCAUUUUGUCUGAACUGGACUGAUAUUGGAGUGAAUUUAAAUGUAUAUGUAUUUGUAAAGAUGAGGUAGACAUGACUUUACUCUCAAUUGGCCUGUAAAUGAAAGAUAAAUCAGCUUUUGUUGGUUCUCCAAGAAGACAUACUGCUGUAUUCGUUAAUAUGAGGGAGGACUCAACAACCCUAUCAAAAUGGAAAAGUGAAAUAGAAAUGCUUAUGUCUUCAUAACUGAGACCUGGCUGUUCAUUCAGAUGAUUUCAGGGCAGUGUGGGAAAGGGUUGGGUGACACAAGUUUUCCUCACCACCUCCCAGUGGGGGCUUCUGUCUGGGUUCUAGAUUUGGUGGAAGACUUUCUAAUACAGGGUCAUAAUGUGAAUUUGGGUUGCAACAUUUUUUAAAGAAACAGUCAUUAAUCAUUUGGGGAUUUUGUAUCUAUCCAAGUGCUAUAAACAGGGAAACACCACUAAACUGAAUUUCGUUAUAUAUUUUUGUUUUACACAUUAUGCCCUUGAAACAUUUAAGAAAUCAUUUAACAUUAGAGUGUUGUAAAGUAAUUUAGUGCAUUUACACAAGACCAAUUUUUGUACUUGAGCAUUUUUAUUUCUGUGUCCUUAUGUUUGGCCAAAUAUUGUACUUUCUAAUGCACUACAUUUAUGUUUGAGCUAAAGUUACUAGUUACGUUUCAGAUUUUGAUUUAAAAUUAGAAAGGUUUUUGAAAAUAAACCUGAGAUUCCCAAUAUCUUUGGACCGAAAACAGCUGUGGUCCUUUGAAACAUGAAACAUGUCUUUGGGUUGUAAGCAGUUCCAUCAAGAGACAUUUCACUGAUUGUUUUAUUCAAUAACAGUUUGUGGCCAAAUACAAAUUAAACCUAUCAUCAUGCCUUUAAUGA